Eriocheir sinensis (Chinese mitten crab) is the source of this 1082-nucleotide messenger RNA. Its product is annotated as salivary glue protein Sgs-3-like. The transcript is spliced from 4 exons. The record is from RefSeq and is a predicted model, not a curated record. The coding region runs from base 1 to 1053 and encodes 350 amino acids. NCBI's taxonomy places the organism in Eukaryota, Metazoa, Arthropoda, Malacostraca, Decapoda, Varunidae.
AUGGUCCAGACUAGUCCAGUGCGUCAAGUGGAUUGCAGCUCCUGUGCCACGUGCCCGAGUGACCUUCUCAGACUUUUACCUGUACGAAAAGAAUCCUACUGCGGCUCGACUACAGAGACGUGCUGCUACUUUGAUGGUCUGGAGAUCAGAACCGACAACUUGUACAACGGUGAAGUGUAUUGUGGCACGGACAUCACUGCAGGCCAGACCUUCACCGGAACCGGUCAAGAGAUGAUUUUAUACUUCAGGGCGAUAAGUAAUAAUCUUCGCAGGGGAUGGUCUGCCCAACUCACCUUUGUGCCGCAACCGGGAUGCACAAUCACCAAUGCAGAAAACCCCAUCAUCACCACCACCACAGCAACAACCACCAUUACAGAACUCACCACCACAGCAACAACCACCACUACAGAACCUACCACCACCACCACCACAGCAACAACCACCACUACGGAACCCACCACCACCACUACAGAACCCACCACCACCACCACUACAGAACCCACCACCACCACCACCACAGCAACAACCACCACUACGGAACCCACCACCACCACUACAGAACCCACCACCACCACCACUACAGAACCCACCACCACCACCACCACCACAGCAACAACCACCAUUACGGAACCCACCACCACCACUACAGAACCCACCACCACCACUACAGAACCCACCACCACCACUACAGAAUCCACCACCACCACUACAGAACCCACCACCACCACCACCACUACAGAACCCACCACCACCACCACUACAGAACCCACCACCACCACUACAGAUCCCACCACCACCACCACCACUACAGAACCCACCACCACCACCACCACUACAGAACCCACCACCACCACUACAGAACCCACCACCACCACUACAGAAUCCACCACCACCACUACAGAUCCCACCACCACCACCACCACUACAGAACCCACCACCACCACCACUACAGAACCCACCACCACCACAGCAACAACCACCACUACAGAACCCACCACCACCACUACAGAACCCACCACCACCACUACAGAACCCACCACCACCACUACAUAACCCAACACCACCACUACAGAACCCACCAC